AUGGGGACUUAUUUGGGUAUCCCAGAAGAUAUUAGUGGCUCAAAAUGCAAGCUCUUUGCCUUCUUAAAAGACAAACUAAUGCAUAGAGUGAAUGGCUGGACAUGGCGCUGGCUCUCGAAAGGCGGAAAGGAGGUAUUGAUUAAGUCCAUUUUGCUUGCUCUUCCGACGUAUGUUAUGUCUACUUUCCUGCUCCCAUUGGAGAUAUGUGAAAACCUUGCUAGUGCUAUUGCCCAAUUCUGGUGGAGCUCGAAUCCCCCUAAGAGAGGAAUACACUGGUCGAAAUGGGAGAAAGUCUGCCUACCGAGAGAAGAAGGAGGGAUUGGAUUUCGCAUGAUUCAUGAGUUCCACCUGGCACUAUUGGCGAAACAAUUAUGA
Raphanus sativus (radish) is the source of this 375-nucleotide messenger RNA. RefSeq lists its product as uncharacterized. Bases 1 to 375 code for a protein of 124 amino acids. Lineage: Eukaryota; Viridiplantae; Streptophyta; Magnoliopsida; Brassicales; Brassicaceae. The record is from RefSeq and is a predicted model, not a curated record. The transcript has a single exon.